AUGAAGGACCCGGCUUGGAGGGCACGCAAACAGCAAAGGCCUCUGAAACCCUAUGCAGCACGGAGGUGGGCACCAACCAAGAGCAAACCGCAGCCCUGCAUCGAGCCCAACAAGACAAGGAGAGCCUUGAUUCAGGACACUGAAACGCAUGGCCCCUUACUGGUCAUUCAAAACCGGGCACACACCGGCCGCAAUAGGGACUAUGCUCUGUUGAAGCAAGGCAUAGGGUAAAUGGGGGCUAUGGAACGGCAGCAACAGAGAGCCCUGCUGACUAUACUUCACCUACAAACUGA
Pelobates cultripes (western spadefoot toad) is the source of this 293-nucleotide messenger RNA. Lineage: Eukaryota; Metazoa; Chordata; Amphibia; Anura; Pelobatidae. The record is from the annotation of a GenBank genome assembly.